UCCCCUCCUGCAAAGUUGUGCUGCCUGCUUCAGGAUAGUGUGGCCAACACGUGUAGUGCGGACGGAUGAGGCCAAGUGCUCUGGACACGUGAAUUUCGAUUGUUUGCUCCAUUAAUUCAGUAAUAACAGUUUAAGUAAUAUACUGGACGAUAUCAUAAGUUGCAGCACUUCAAAUUAUCUACAUUUGAGUAUUUAUUUGCCAACGUUACUGAUUACCCAUUUUAGGGAAUGUGGCCACAGUCUGACCAUAGGACACCCAACUCAGCAAAGAUCUUCUGUGGUGAUAUGGAUAUCUCAGCCAGUCCCGGUUGAUCCGGUCUGAAAGCAUAUCUUCAUCCAGUGAGCACAGCCAUGAAGUACAUCCUGGUGACUGGUGGUGUGAUCUCUGGCAUUGGAAAGGGCAUCAUUGCCAGCAGUGUGGGUACCAUCCUCAAGUCGUGUGGAUUACACGUGACUGCCAUUAAGAUCGACCCUUAUAUCAACAUUGAUGCAGGCACUUUCUCCCCCUAUGAACAUGGUGAGGUUUUUGUGCUGGAUGAUGGUGGAGAGGUUGAUCUGGAUCUGGGAAACUAUGAGCGUUUCCUAGACAUCCGGCUCACGCGAGACAACAAUCUGACCACAGGAAAAAUCUACCAGUCGGUCAUCAAUAAAGAGCGGAGGGGAGACUACCUGGGCAAGACGGUGCAGGUUGUGCCACACAUCACAGAUGCUAUUCAGGAGUGGGUAAUGCGGCAGGCCCGAGUGCCCGUGGACGAUGAUGACGUGGAGCCACAAGUGUGUGUGAUCGAGCUGGGUGGGACUGUUGGAGACAUUGAGAGCAUGCCUUUCAUCGAAGCCUUCCGGCAGUUCCAGUUCAAAGUGAAGAGAGAGAACUUCUGCAACAUCCACGUCAGCCUCAUCCCACAGCCCAGUGCAACAGGAGAACAGAAGACGAAACCCACUCAGAACAGCGUGAGGGAGUUGAGAGGUCUCGGACUGUCCCCUGACCUGAUCAUGUGCCGGUGUGCCACUCCUUUGGAAAACUCGGUCAAAGAGAAGAUCUCCAUGUUUUGCCAUGUGGAACCCCAACAGGUGAUCUGUGUGCACGACGUCUCGUCCAUCUAUAGAGUUCCGCUCCUGCUGGAGGACCAGGGAGUGGUCGACUACUUCUGCCGCAGACUGGACCUGUCCAUCGAGAUGCGGCCCAGGAAGAUGCUGGCCAAGUGGAAGGAGAUGUCCGACAGGUCUGACCGACUCCUUGAGCACUGUUCUAUUGCCCUGGUUGGGAAAUACACUAAGCUGUCCGACUCCUACGCCUCCGUCAUCAAAUCCCUGGAGCACUCCGCUCUAGCCAUCAGCCACAAACUGGACAUCAAGUAUAUUGACUCUGCAGAUCUGGAGGCUGCUACCCUGCAGGAGGAGCCGGUGAAGUACCACGAGGCCUGGCAGAAGCUGUGCAGUGCAGAUGGCAUCCUGGUACCUGGGGGCUUCGGCGUACGAGGAACUGAAGGAAAGAUUGAAGCCAUCAGUUGGGCGAGAAAACAGAAGAAGCCAUUCCUAGGUGUGUGCUUGGGUAUGCAGCUGGCCGUGUGUGAGUUUGCAAGAAACAUGCUUGGCUGGACAGAUGCCAACUCUACAGAAUUCGACCCGGAUUCCAAACACCCGGUGGUGAUUGACAUGCCAGAACACAAUCCAGGGCAAAUGGGUGGGACCAUGAGGCUUGGAAAGAGACGCACCAUAUUCAAGACCAAGUCCUGUAUAUUAAGAAAACUGUAUGGCGACGUCGACUUUGUUGAUGAAAGACAUAGACAUCGUUUUGAAGUGAACCCAGAGCUAAAACAUCACUUUGAGGAGAAGGGCUUUCACUUUGUAGGCCAGGAUGUGGAGGGAGAGAGGAUGGAAAUUAUUGAACUAGAUGAUCACCCGUAUUUCGUAGGGGUGCAGUACCACCCGGAAUUCACCUCCAGACCCAUCAAGCCUUCACCUCCUUACUUUGGACUUCUGCUCGCCGCUGCAGGGAAACUACACAGCUACCUCCAGAGAGGCUGCCGCCUGUCGCCACGAGACACCUAUAGUGACCGCAGUGGCAGCAGUUCCCCAGACUCCGAGAUCGCCGAACUCAAAUUACCCAGCAUUGCUCAGGACUGACCCACUGGUGGAGAUCAAGGGCGUGGCGAUUUUUACAGUGACUCGGAUGCACUGACGUACAGGGAUGGACGCCUUGGGGAACUCGGACCUCGGAUUUUAAAUGCCGCCUUCUUUUUUUCAUUUCCUUUCCUUUUAUUUCUCUUGCACAAGUUGUGAUAUCAAACCGUGGUUCUUUUUAUAUUUGUAUAGAUUUGUAACGGCGCGUUAGUUUUCAGCUUCUCAUUACUACUAUGGAUUCCAGACGUUAUCAUCCAUGCUUUUUAAACACUAGCUAGGCUAGUAACAAACCUGGUCAGAUAUCAGUUGAAUUGUACAUUGUGUGUGCAUAUAUAUUUUCAGGUUAAUUUCCCAGAUCUUUUCAUCGUACUCUGUGGUCAUUCAUUGUAUUUAAGUCUGUAUUCUUUUGUGUGAAAACCGUAUUAACAAAAGGUCAUACUGACUCUGA
This is a messenger RNA of Alosa alosa (allis shad), 2572 nucleotides long. RefSeq names its product CTP synthase 1a (gene ctps1a). The transcript has 20 exons. Bases 352 to 2127 code for a protein of 591 amino acids. Gene Ontology annotation, molecular function: identical protein binding; CTP synthase activity. Gene Ontology annotation, cellular component: cytoophidium; cytoplasm. The record is from RefSeq and is a predicted model, not a curated record. Gene Ontology annotation, biological process: CTP biosynthetic process; pyrimidine nucleobase biosynthetic process. NCBI's taxonomy places the organism in Eukaryota, Metazoa, Chordata, Actinopteri, Clupeiformes, Clupeidae.